AUGAUUGAAAACCGAGAGAAUAACCCUUACAAUCCCCCAGCUACCAACGAAGCUGUAACAGAGAAGGUGAUAAAGUCAGUGAUAUUUAUAUUGUUAAUAGUAGUUUUAGCGAGAUUAGUAUUAUAUUAUCCUAUGAACGACUCCGAAGGAAACGAUUUCGGCAUUAAAAACCAAACAGAAAUUAAUCGUACAGAUGAGAACAUCAGCGAAAUCGAGUUACAUGUCACUGAAAAUAUCGUGAGAGUUGAACCCAAGAUUAUAAAGCAACCCUCGUGUCCUAAAUCCGACAUGCUGGUCAUCCUUGAUGAAAUUUGUUCUGACUUGGUGCUGAGAAAUGAAUUGUGUACCCCUGAGGAUUUUUACGAUAAAAGGAAACAUAGGAAUCCGAGGAUUUCAAAAAAAAUAUCGAAAAACUUGGAACCUAGAGCAUCUAUAAUGAACUAUGUGGUUGGCGGCCUGUUGAUCACGUCACUGGGGGCGGCGUUGCUAGAACUUUACAAGGCGAAGAAACAGGUGCCAAGAAGGAACGGGAAAUGUCCGUUGAGCAGGAAAAGUUCCCUGGCCGAUCUGACCGUCAUGAAACAUCAGAGAAAAGAACUGAUUAGGAGAGAAUCCAUAAUGGAGUUACCAGAGGAAAGUCCACAGUCAAAACAAUUGGGUAGGAAGCGCCUCUGUUCCUUCUCUGUAGGAUCGAAUGCAAGCAUGUCUUACAAAGACAGUGCUACGGUAAAUGAAGAGGAAGUCACAGAACUUGUAAGCCAAAUUCCCACUGUCGAAACUAGAAGAUUCUCAGUUGGUGACAGUAGGAGGCCGUCUAUUUUAGAGAGAAGGAUUUCUAAUGACUACCGAAUGAUGUCAGUCGAAGGGAAGAGACCUUCCAUUGAUGAUUCGCCAGAAAAGAGGCAUCAUCGGCUAGUAUAUAGACAUUAA
Anoplophora glabripennis (Asian longhorned beetle) is the source of this 930-nucleotide messenger RNA. RefSeq lists its product as uncharacterized. Bases 1 to 930 code for a protein of 309 amino acids. NCBI's taxonomy places the organism in Eukaryota, Metazoa, Arthropoda, Insecta, Coleoptera, Cerambycidae. The record is from RefSeq and is a predicted model, not a curated record. The transcript has 3 exons.